This is a messenger RNA of Brassicogethes aeneus, 792 nucleotides long. NCBI's taxonomy places the organism in Eukaryota, Metazoa, Arthropoda, Insecta, Coleoptera, Nitidulidae. The record is from the annotation of a GenBank genome assembly.
AUGGAGGAAGAAAAUAUGGAAAUAGACUUUCGCCCCAUUACGAAGGAACAAGAACCGUCGAUUCCUGCUCCAAAAUCUACUAUUCUACAACUAGGUAGAGAAUGUCAAAGGCUGGGCACAACCUCCUUUAACAAAAUCAGAUAUUCAGAGGUUCAUAAAAAACUACAUGCAUCCCCAAUAUUUAGCGCAUUAAAAGUUAAUCCUCAACUGCCACCAAAGCCCUACUCAAAUCAGUAUCAAGACCAACUUACAAAGAUAGACUCUUGCUUGGGUACUAUCCUUCACGGAAUGCUACUCCAAAGGGAGGCGUUCUCUAAUGCAAUAAGUGAAAUAAUUAAAAAACAUCCAGGCGCAAAACCGGAUAUCCUCACCAAUCUGGUAAAAGAGGGAGAUUUCAGGCAAUUCUCGGAUGAUCUCAUACAAUAUGUAUGUGGACGUCGCGCAGAGAUAAUUGACCAAAGGAAAAAAAUUAUUCCGAAAAAUGAAUAUGUGGCCUCAUUACUGGAGAACAUUCCCCCGUCAGAAACGUCUCUAUUUGAUGAAAAACCUUUUGCCGAAUUCUACCAACAACAUGGGCGGUUUUUUCGUUCCUUUAACGAACCUUCAACUUCUAAAAUACACAAAACGGAAACGACCAAUAGAACAAAUUAUAACGCUAGAAGACCACAAUUUAGAGCUAAAACGUCAACGACGAGAGAGCCCUGGAAAACCUCCAACGGAAGUCAUAAAAAACUCAGCAGUUCUUCAGAAGUCCACAAAUCUUACAAAAAAGGGAUUCGGCCAAACAAAUGA